Amaranthus tricolor (Joseph's coat) is the source of this 396-nucleotide messenger RNA. RefSeq lists its product as uncharacterized. The record is from RefSeq and is a predicted model, not a curated record. The transcript is spliced from 2 exons. NCBI's taxonomy places the organism in Eukaryota, Viridiplantae, Streptophyta, Magnoliopsida, Caryophyllales, Amaranthaceae. Bases 1 to 396 code for a protein of 131 amino acids.
AUGAGUAAUAUUACCACAGGAGAUGUAGGUGAAGAUCUCAAAAAGAUGGGGAGAACAAAGGCAGUGGGGCUAGAUAACAUCUCGAUUGAGGAGGUUAGUAACAAAUCGGAUAAGUGGAGGGAAGCUUUAGAAGGUAAAGAGUUGCGCAUUAGCCGUACGAAGACCGAGUAUUUGCGUUGUGACUUUAGUGGGACAUCACCGGUAGUUAAACCAGAAAUGUCCAUUGAGGAAGCAGUUGUUAAAAGUACGACCAGGUACAAGUAUUUAAGAUUGAUCAUUCAAAGAGAUGGGGAGAUUGACGGAGAUGUAAAUCAUCGUAUACAUGCGGGUUGGUACAAGUGGCAUGCAGCCACCGCAGUGCUAUGUGAUAAGAAAUUCCCAAGCAAGUUAAAAUGA